This is a messenger RNA of Arabidopsis arenosa, 2739 nucleotides long. NCBI's taxonomy places the organism in Eukaryota, Viridiplantae, Streptophyta, Magnoliopsida, Brassicales, Brassicaceae. The record is from the annotation of a GenBank genome assembly.
CAUUUGUCUGAAACCAAAAUCCAAAAGGGUACCAAUAAUUUCUUUAAAAAUUCUCUCUUUUUCUCUGUUUAGUAUCAAGAAAUGGUUUCAAGAUCGUAUUCGAAUCUGUUGGAGUUAGCUUCAGGAGACUCACCAACGUUUGGACGCAUGAACCGACAAAUCCCACGAAUCAUGGCCGUUGCUGGAAUCAUGUCAAACAUUGAUAAUGACUCUAAAGAAACUGAUCUGUCUCCUAAAGAUCGUAUCAUCAUUGUAGCUAAUGAAUUACCAAUCCGAGCUCAGAGAAGGUUAGAGGGUAGUGGUAGUACUAGUACUUGUUGUAGCAAAGGUUGGAACUUUUCUUGGGAUGAGAAUUCACUUCUUCUUCAAUUGAAAGAUGGGUUAGGAGAUGAAGCUAUUGAAGUUAUCUAUGUUGGUUGUUUGAAAGAAGAGAUUCCUCUUAAUGAGCAAGAAGAAGUGUAUCAGGUUCUUCUUGAGAGUUUCAAGUGUGUGCCUACGUUUUUGCCUUUGGAUUUGUAUACUAGAUACUACCAUGGAUUCUGUAAGCAACAGCUUUGGCCUUUGUUUCAUUACAUGUUGCCACUUUCUCCUGAUCUUGGAGGUAGGUUUGAUAGGGCUUUGUGGCAAGCUUAUGUCUCUGUGAACAAGAUUUUUGCUGAUAGGAUUAUGGAGGUGAUUAAUCCUGAGGAUGAUUUUGUGUGGAUACAUGAUUAUCAUUUGAUGGUUUUGCCUACUUUCUUGAGGAAGAGGUUUAAUAGAGUCAAGCUUGGUUUCUUCCUUCAUAGUCCUUUUCCAUCGUCUGAGAUUUACAAAACUCUGCCUAUUCGUGAGGAGCUUCUUCGGGCUUUGCUAAACUCGGAUUUGAUAGGGUUCCAUACUUUUGACUACGCGAGGCAUUUCUUGUCUUGUUGUAGUCGAAUGCUCGGUCUUACUUAUGAAUCUAAGAGAGGAUACAUUGGACUUGAGUAUUAUGGUAGAACCGUGAGUAUCAAAAUACUACCUGUGGGAAUUCAUAUGGGUCAGCUUCAGUCCGUUCUGAGCUUACCCGAGACUGAAAGGAAAGUCGGGGAGCUCAUUGAGCGGUAUGGUCGAAAGGGCAGGACAAUGCUUCUUGGUGUGGAUGACAUGGACAUUUUUAAAGGGAUAACCUUGAAGCUUUUGGCUAUGGAGCAGCUGCUUAUGCAACAUCCUGAAUGGCAAGGGAAGGUUGUGUUGGUGCAGAUAGCUAAUCCGGCGAGAGGGAAAGGGAAAGAUGUUAAAGAGAUGCAAGCUGAGACGUAUUCAACUGUUAAGCGGAUUAAUGAGACGUUUGGGAGACCUGGGUACGAUCCUAUAGUGUUGAUCGAUGCACCGUUGAAGUUUUAUGAAAGGGUUGCUUAUUAUGUAGUUGCUGAGUGUUGUUUGGUGACAGCGGUUAGGGAUGGAAUGAAUCUUAUACCUUACGAAUACAUAGUUUCCCGUCAAGGAAAUGAGAAGCUGGACAAAAUUUUAAAGCUGGAACCAAAUAAUCAUAACAAGAAAAGCAUGCUGGUGGUUUCUGAGUUUAUUGGUUGCUCUCCAUCGCUAAGCGGAGCCAUUCGUGUUAAUCCCUGGAAUGUUGAUGCAGUAGCUGAGGCAAUGGAUAGUGCCCUUGAAGUGGCUGAACCGGAGAAGCAGCUAAGACAUGAGAAGCAUUACAAGUAUGUGAGUACACAUGAUGUUGGCUAUUGGGCUCGUAGCUUCCUCCAAGAUCUUGAGAGGAGUUGUGGUGAGCAUGGACGGAGGAGGUGUUGGGGAAUUGGGUUUGGUCUCAGUUUCAGAGUUGUGGCACUAGACCAGAGUUUCAGGAAGCUGUCAAUGGAACACAUAGUAUCAGCUUAUAAGAGGACAAAGACACGGGCUAUUCUUUUGGACUACGAUGAUACUUUAAUGCCACAGGGAUCUAUCGAUAAAAGACCUUCGUCAAAGUCAAUCGACAUAUUGAACACCUUGUGUAGGGACAAGGGCAAUCUGGUGUUCAUUGUUAGCGCAAAAAGCCGAGAAACUCUAUCGGACUGGUUUAGUCCUUGUGAGAAGCUUGGAAUUGCUGCGGAACAUGGCUAUUUUCUGAGGCUAAGGAAGGCAGUAGAAUGGGAAAACUGUGUGGCAGCAGCAGAUUGUUCUUGGAAGCAAAUUGCAGAGCCUGUGAUGGAACUCUACACUGAGACAACCGACGGAUCAACAAUUGAAGACAAGGAGACUGCUCUUGUUUGGAGUUAUGAGGAUGCUGACCCUGAUUUUGGCUCAUGUCAAGCUAAGGAACUUCUAGAUCAUCUUGAAAGUGUCCUUGCCAAUGAACCUGUAACAGUCAAGCGAGGACAGAACUACGUUGAGGUCAAGCCGCAGGGCGUUAGCAAGGGACUUAUAGCGAGAAGGAUGCUUUCGAUGAUGCAAGAAAGAGGAACACUUCCCGAGUUUGUUCUAUGUAUUGGAGAUGACCGGUCUGAUGAAGACAUGUUUGAGGUGAUAUGCAGUUCCACUGAAGGCCCUUCGAUUGCCCCAAGAGCUGAGAUUUUCGCUUGUACUGUCGGUCAAAAGCCUAGCAAGGCCAAGUAUUACCUGGAUGACACUACUGAGAUUGUCAGGUUAAUGCAUGGUUUAGCUUCUGUUACAGACCAGAUCACUCCUGUUUAAAAAGUCACGGAGAAGUAUCAGAGACUAGAAAUCUCUCAAGUUUGUAUAUUUUACCACGGAAAAUUGUAACAAAGAGAGAUACUGAGU